UGGCCGACGGAGUUUGAACGCAUGCAGGUUCCUGAUGUGCUUCAAGAGUUCGAACGAAUCCAGUGGUUGAUGCCCUUGGGCUGCUUGCACUGUCUUUGGAUAAUCUGUGAAGAGAAAACGCAUGCCCAGGGGGAAGGCUCCAGCGUGCAAUCCAAAGUACUAGCAUUUUCAAGUCAUCCUCGACUUCUCCUCAGAGGAAACUAUAGUCAGCCAACCUGCCUGCUACCGCAGUUUUGCUGCAUCUUGUCGCAGAAGGGGAGGGAUGAUCAUUUCUUGUGCUCCUUGGUUCACCGGGUCAAGCACAUCAUGUCUUGUGCCGUAUUGGCCUUAGGAGAGCGUCAAACAGUGGAUGUCUAGGACCUUGGGUCUUGGUGUACGUUGACCGACUUGAUGACAAGUUCCGACUCACCUUUUUGACAGUGGUUACUAUCUAGUACUAGAGAUAGACCUAAUCCCCACCUGUGCGGUUUGGGAUGGGCUUGAGGCAUCGGGCUGUGUAGCAAGGUAAAGUCUGAAAAACGAGACCUGAGGAUGUGAGGCAUAUCUUGGCUAGCGAGUGGUCUAUCAAUAAGGGAUGGAGGUGGAAAUUGUAGACGAUUAAGAUGAUGCAUUAGAUAUAAGCCAGCACGGCAAAUAAUUACCAUGUCUAGGUGAGAAGACGCAGCACAUCUGUGGUGUUCAUGAGCUGGAGCAAGAGAUGAAGGUGCUGUACUCAACUCACUGAGGAAAAUAAUCAAUCCUUCCAGCUCACAGGGAGAAAGAUAGACGAACAGUAACCUGGUAACCACGAUGUGUUUGGAAACAACGGCCGUAUGCAUGGGUGUGUGCUGUUGCCUGGGCUGUAGUAAUUGCUGCACCCAUGGGUCUUCGGAGAGCAACAAUUGGGAAGAUGCCCACCCAGAUGAUGUCCUGGAGAUUCAUCGUGCAUGCACAAUGGUCCAAGGGGCAUAUGGAUGCAACAAAGAGGAUGUUGCCAGGAUCAUGAGCGAACAUUUCCCAGAUUUCCAGGCGUCCAAUGUUGUUGGCUUUGUGAAUGAUUCGAUUCUCUGCACACCGCACUACAUCUACCUCGAUCACAAACGGAAGGAGGUUGGGAUUUUUAUGAGAGGCCUUAAUUUGGCAGUCAAGGAGAACUACUGGGUUCUUUUUGACGUGCGCCACAAGAAGGAGUUCACUGAUGAGAAUGGGAUCACAGGCUACGUUCAUCCGGGAAUGUUUGGUGCAGCAGACUGGUGUUUCAAUCGGCAUCGGACUAUGCUCAGCGAUUUGUUCUCUGAGUACCCAGAUUACAAUUUGACACUUGUUGGGCAUUCCCUGGGAGCAGGAAUUGUGUCAUGCCUGACACUUUUGAUGAUCAGGCACCGAAAAGAGAUGGGAAUCAACAAUGCAUCACAAAUCAAGGGAUAUGCUGUGGCACCACCACGUGUAGUGUCGCUAAAUCUUGCCGUGCAAUAUGCUGACAAUAUCUGGAGUGUUAUAUACCAGAAAGAGAUGACAGACAACUUGCAAGACAAACUCGACUGCAGCGAGUACCAAGACGAGCGGGCGGCGAAGAUGAAGGAAGUGGAGGAGGAGAUGAAUAAGAAGGAGAAGGCUGUUGAAGAAGAAGCGGCAGCAGAAGAGGAAAAAGAAAGGAUGAGGAUUGAAAGCAGAGAAGGGAGCAGUGGCACGAAGAAGGGCACGGACGCUGAGAUUGAGAAGAAGAUCAGCAAGUGGGUUGCUAACUUAUCGUUGGGGGAAGAUGAAGAGGCGGAGUCAUAUGUGACUGAGGAUGAGAAGGCCGCACUGGCCGCUGAGCUAGCAACCAUGACGGACCCGAUGGAACGAAGAGAGAGGGACGACGAGCAGAAGUUACAGUGGAAGUUGAGGAUGAAGAGGGAGAAGAGGAGGAUAGAAGAGGUGAACAAGAUGACCGCAGCAGUGGCAAAGGUGCAAGAGUGUAGAGCGGAGGUAUUGGCCCAGCCAGAUGAUAAGGCCAAGUGGGACAAGGUACUGGGGUACCUAGAGGUAUUAAGCAAGGUCUGGAUGGAGGAGCGUCAGGGAAGUUGGAGCCAGGAUGUAGCCUCGAGCGCCAUGCGGUCCGGAUUUAGGGAGUUUGCGCGCGAAAUCGUCACCCACAUUGGGGGCGAAGUGAAACAGUUGAGAGACAACAUAGGCAAGUACUGCGAAGGCGCCAUUGAGGGUGCCAAAGCCAUAGCUGCUGCAGAGGGCGAGGGUAGGCCCCGUAAGGAGCCUGUAAAGCUCAAGUUCCCAGACGCGUACGGGGGAAAGAAGGAGGAGAACUUUGACAACUGGGAGACCAGUGUUAACAGUUAUAUUUACUUGCAGCAUAUCCUAACAGAGGAGCAAGUCCUCGUGGCCUUUCAGGCCCUCAAAGAUGACGCGGCUAGUUUCGCUAGGUCUCGUGCGCGUACAGCCGGUUGUGAAAACAACCUGGUUGCAUAUUCCAAAGUCACCCCUCUUUCCCAAUUCCUCAAGCUCCUCAAGGAGCGUUUCGCUGACCCAACGCGAGGCAUAAGAGAAUCUGACAAGCUCCAAACGAUCCACUCACGGCAGUGGAGGAGUGCCAAGGCACUCAAGGGUACCAUGGACGACUUGGUAGCCGUCCCGGACCAUGGGGUCACUGAGCCCCAGUUGGUCCAGUUGUUUUAUCGUGCCAUUCCAGAGGCCCUACACGGGCAUUUCUUUGACAAAUCUCAGCAGGCCGUCAUCACUUACGAUGCAUUGAGUAGAGAAGUCGUCCUGUAUGAGUCGAAGUCUAUGCCAGUUACCACUUUCUGGCAUAAGGACCUGGAGAAGGGGAAGAAGUGGAAGGAUCGUACCAUCUCGGGCCAAGUCAAGGCCAAGGAUCACUUGAUCCUGACAUUAGAGGAGGGUGGUACAGAAGAGGUCCCAUGUGAUCAGAUUGAGUGGGGCCUAGGGGAGGAGUACAGUAGUGUAGGGCAAGGGAGGUCUUACGCUGCUGUCGCGGUCGGAGGGAGGCCGCAAGGUAGAGGAGGAGGCGAGGGCCAAAGGGGUCAGGCCAUGGGAGGCCGAGGACCGGGCGCACAGGGGGUUGGCGGACAGGGAAACCGCCAAGCGGGAGGUAGGGGUCAAGGUCCCCCGUUAAAUCGCCAGGGUAAUCGGUCCCCGCAGCGAGGAGGUGGAAGGGCACCUCAAGGCUUGCCGCAGGGCAGGCUCUGGGAAGACUUGGGCUUGGACCAGCGAUUAUGCCAGGAAUGCGUGAACCUGGGUCAGAACGUCGACCCUCUCCCACGCAUCGAUGAUCUUCUCGAGCGAUUGGGCGGCGCCCAAUUUUUCUCGAAGCUGGAUCUCAAGUCAGGAUACCACCAACUCGAGAUUCGCAAGGAGGACCGUUACAAGACCGCAUUCAAGACACAGUAUGGGCAUUUCGAAUGGUUGGUUAUGCCAAUUGGCCUUACGAAUGCCCCGACCACUUUCCAAGCAGCUAUGACAACAAAGUUCAGACACAUGCUGGAUCGAUACGUACUUAUCUAUCUAGACGACAUCCUGGUGUACAGCCGGAGUUUGGAGGAGCAUGUGGAACACCUGCGCACGGUUUUGGAGCGGCUACGACAGGCCAAGUACAAAGCCAACCGCGACAAGUGUGAAUUCGCGCGGCAGGAGCUGGAGUACUUGGACCAUUAUGUGACGCCGCAAGGCAUCCGUCCGCUCGCGGACAAGAUCGAGGCCCUACGAUUAUGGCCCGAGCCCACCAACACCACGGACGUUCGUUCAUUCAUGGGAUUGGCGGGCUACUAUCAGCGAGUCAUCAUCGGAUACUCCAGGAUUGCUGCACCUAUGACGAGGUUACAGUCGCCAAAGGUGCCAUUCGUAUUCCAUGACGACGCACGCCGGUCAUUCCAAGCACUUAAGACGGCCAUGCUCAUGGCACCCGUCCUCAUCUUGGAACAGCACGACGGCGACGACUGGUACCCUGUGGAGUAUUUCAGCCACAAAGUGCCUCCCAUCAACUCGCUUGAUGAUGCAAGGAAGAAGGAGCUACUCGCGUUCGUCAUGGCUCUCAAGCGAUGGCGGCACUUCCUCCUUGGGCGUCGUAGGUUCACAUCGGUUACGGACAACAAUUCAUUGACCUACUACAAGACGCAGGAUACGGUGAGCAGCACGAUCGGACGAUGGAUGUACUUCAUCGACCAGUUUGACUUCACACCGAAACAUCUACCCAACCUCUCAAAUCGCGCAGCAGAUGCACUCUCGCGAAGACUAGAUCUUUGCGCUAUGACACAUCAUGCCUUCGCAUUUGACGAGGAGCUUCAGCGACACUUCAUCCGGGCAUAUGAGUCUGAUCCGGACUUCGGCACUCUCUAUGCACAACUAUCUUCGGAUCACCCGCCGGCCAGCCAUUACCGCAUUGCCGACGGGUACUUGCUCCUCCACUCGAGAGGCAAGGACUUACUAUGUGUCCCACGCGACCGUCGUCUUCGGACUCGCCUCCUCGGCGAGUAUCAUGAUUCACGACUCGCGGGCCAUUUCGGAGUCAACCGCACUAUUGCACGGCUUCGACAGCAAUUCCGAUGGCCCGACCUCAUUACCGAUGUCACUCGGUAUUGCGACUCUUGCGAAGUUUACCGACGCAGCAAGCCCCACAACCGCAAUCCCUACGGCAAGUACCACCCGAUGCCUAUCCCACGGGAACCCGGUCUCGCCAUUGCCAUGGACGUUACCGGUCCGUUUCCUCGCGACCGGCUCGGGCACGACGGCAUCCUCACGGUUGUGGACCGACUGAGUACCACGAAGAUGGAGCUGGAGCGAUGGCGCCACAGGACAUCUGCUAAUGUUGUUAAGCAAGUCCUUGCGGCAACCUGCUGUUGCUUCGCAGGGGUCAUUCUGGCGUAUUAUGCCUUUGCCAAGGCCAUGCAUCGGCCAUUUCAAGAUGCUGAGAAAGCGUUUAAGAACCCGAAAAGGCUUUAUCCCCCUGGGCGGUUAUUUCAUGCCACCUACAAAGAGCCAUGCGGAUGUGGUGAAAGGCCAUUGCAGGUCAAGACUGCAGUGCCAGUGAAGGGACGGUUUGAGGAAAUCGUUGUGACCCCAUCGUCCUUGAUUCGAGAUCAUCACAUUGUUCCCUUCACCAAACAUCUCCAGCUAUGCUGUAUGGGUGAGGUAAAGCGGGCCCCUGUUCAGCAGCGAAUGAUGAAGACCGCGCAGCCGCAAAAUAUGUCGUAGAAGCGUUGGUCGGCAAGACCUGGCGUACAUGAGAAGCACAAAUCUGCGGCGUCAGAAAAGGAGAGGGAAAAAACAUACAGACUUUGUUAUACAGGUGAGGUCAAAUCAUUGUCAAGAAGAGUAGACUAAGUUACGAUGAUCUGUUUAAAAUUUAAAUGGCACUCAAUUAUCGGAAGAGUCGGGCGGACGAUCCACUCACAGAUUUUUCCACGUUCCCAGCGAAGGCAGACUGCUUGCAAUCAGUGGAAGGCAACAGCAUGCUCGGUUUCGUGGGAACUAUUGUACACUCACCGGGUAAAGAAAAAGACAUGAAAUAUGUACAGAGUCGCUUUCUGAGGGUUAAGAAGGCUGUGAGAAAUGUGUACAGAGUUGCUUUCUGAGGGGUAGGAAGGUUAUGGGAAUAUGUAUAGAGAAGGAAAGUUGAUGGAACCACCUGAAGCGAAGGAAGGGGGAUGCCAGAAGGGGUAGUAGGUGGGAAAGGCCAGGGCAGGAGACAGAGGCAGAUGGGGAAAGGGAGGGAGGGGAGGAGGAGGGGGCUGGGGGGAAAUGACACUCGCGAGGGUGUGGACAACAAAACAGAGGUGCCUGCCAGCUAAAUUCAGAGGAAAUGGCUUUCACGAAAUUCACGGCAGUUCACUGCAAGUGCGACCGAACAAAGAGGAAGGCCCCGCUGGACACCGGAAGAUUUCAAUUUCCUUUUAAGUGGGAAAAAGUUGAAAACCGAAAGGGGAGAGAGAAGCCCAUCCAACGCACAAGAUGGCAUUAAAUUUGCAGACUGCGCUUGGAGCUAGCCUUUGUUCUGCACUUGCGAUCGAUGUCGCUGCGGUGGAUGCCAGCAGCUUCUUCGUCUUGCAUAUGUCCAUUCUGCCUACCUUUGUACUGUUUUCAGCGUGACGGUGGGUCCACUGAAUUGCACUGUGUCUACCUUCGUCUCGGUUCCUGUUUAUCGUGCAGCCGACGUGCACCUUGUACCAGAAGACAUAUGAUUGUUGACAUCUGUCAUCUGUUUGCCGAACCGCCAGCGGCGCACUUUCUUUCCUUUUUGGUUGGCGCCACCAGCCAUUGUGGUCCGGUAGGCCGAGCCUCCGAAAAUUUUGUGGGUGGCGAGUUGCAUUUUCAGCAAGGCUGGGGCAGUGUACUGGCGGUUUAAGGUACUCCUUAGGCUAGUUAGAGAACUUAAAGAGGGUUUUAAAAUUCAUAAUUCUGGUAUAGCAACUCUUAGCAAGUUUAUUUAUAGACUUCUAGCCUUCUAGGUAGUCAGUUUUGGUGUUUUCCAUUUUCCAUUGUUAAGUUUUUUUACAGAGUCUCACCUUCAUCACUUUUUUUUUCAUAGGAAAAGCUUACUAAUAGAGUUCUUCUUCUUUUAUUUUUUUUUCCCUCCUUUCUUUUCUCUUCUUUCUUCAAAAAGGGCGAUGACCUUGAGAUAUUUUCGUUCAUCGUCGGACUGGCCCUAGGUCAUUCAGAAUGAUUUACUCCAUUCAUCAAGGUCCAGCAGGAUUUGAACUCAAGUCUGUGUUUCAGCAGUUCAUGGGCGUACCAACUGAGCUCGGCUCGCUGGUUUAUUAAUAGAGUUUUAUUUAGACUUUAACUUUUAGUUGGUCAGUUUUGAUAGUUAAGUUUAUUUAUAGACCAUGCAAGUAAGUUUAUAUAUAGACCAUGCAAGUAAGUUUAUUUAUAGACCAUGCAAGUAAGUUUGUCUGUAGACCAUGCAAGUAAGUUUGUUUAUAGACCAUGCAAGUAAGUUUAUUUAUAGACCAUGCAGGUAAAUUUAUUUAUAAGUUUAUUUAUAG
Chara braunii is the source of this 6974-nucleotide messenger RNA. Lineage: Eukaryota; Viridiplantae; Streptophyta; Charophyceae; Charales; Characeae. The record is from the annotation of a GenBank genome assembly.